This is a messenger RNA of Bombus terrestris (buff-tailed bumblebee), 2645 nucleotides long. RefSeq names its product flotillin-1. The transcript has 11 exons. Gene Ontology annotation, biological process: positive regulation of cell junction assembly; regulation of receptor internalization; positive regulation of cell-cell adhesion mediated by cadherin. The coding region runs from base 357 to 1646 and encodes 429 amino acids. Gene Ontology annotation, cellular component: plasma membrane. Lineage: Eukaryota; Metazoa; Arthropoda; Insecta; Hymenoptera; Apidae. The record is from RefSeq and is a predicted model, not a curated record.
ACAGCAAGAUGCGAAUGAUGUCAUACGAGGAAUAUUCCGGGACUGGUGAUUAAAGAAAGUCGCGGCUGGCAGAAUAGUCCGUGCUCAGUGAUAGAAGACGAUCGUCAUGCGCGGAAUAUUCUGCUUACAGAUGCAAAUGGAUUAAUACUUUAAAAUACAAUGCAGAACUUUAUUAGGUAUAAAAACUUAAUAGCAAGCAUGUAGCUAUGACGUGUAUUGUAAACUCGGCAUAAGCUUCAAUACGAUCUCACAGAAUGACGACAUCGUAGCGACGUCAAUUGACUGUAGAGGGAUUACACUGAAAUUCAAUUCCUUUAAACUUGCUGUAACUAUUGUUUUUCUUUACACCCGCGACUAUGAGUUGUGGAUUCGUUACUUGUGGCCCAAACGAGGCUCUUGUAGUAUCAGGAUGUUGCUACAGCAAGCCUCUACUAGUACCUGGUGGUCGAGUAUUUGUUUGGCCUAUUGUCCAACAAGUACAAAAAAUUUCAUUGAAUACUAUGACUUUACAAGUAGAAAGUCCAACUGUGUAUACAUGUCAAGGUGUACCAAUAUCUGUAACAGGAAUUGCACAGGUCAAAAUACAAGGCCAAAAUGAGGAAAUGUUAUCCACAGCAUGUGAACAGUUUCUUGGGAAAACUGAAGAAGAAAUUCAUAAUAUUGCACUUGUAACAUUAGAAGGACAUCAACGGGCCAUAAUGGGAAGCAUGACUGUAGAGGAAAUAUACAAGGACCGUAAAAAAUUCAGCAAGGAGGUUUUUGAAGUAGCAAGCAGUGAUCUAGUCAAUAUGGGCAUUACUGUUGUGUCCUAUACAUUAAAAGAUAUUCGAGAUGAAGAAGGGGCAAAGGGAUAUCUGAAAGCUCUUGGUAUGGCAAGAACAGCCGAGGUGAAACGUGAUGCAAGAAUCGGUGAAGCAGAAGCUCGCAGAGAUGCUCAAAUUCGCGAAGCCAUCGCUGAAGAACAAAGAAUGGCUGCUCGUUUCCUUAAUGAUACCGAGAUUGCUAAAGCGCAGCGUGAUUUUGAAUUAAAGAAAGCCGCAUAUGACGUUGAAGUGCAAACCAAAAAAGCAGAAGCAGAGAUGGCAUUUGAAUUGCAAGCUGCAAAAACUAAGCAAAGGAUUAUGGAAGAACAAAUGCAAAUAAAAGUGGUUGAACGUGGACAAGAAAUUGCAGUACAAGAACAAGAAAUGAUGAGACGCGAACGAGAAUUAGAUGCAACUGUACGACGCCCAGCUGAUGCAGAAAAAUAUAGAUUAGAAAAAAUGGCUGAAGCUAAUAAACUGCGUUUAAUAAUGGAAGCUGAAGCCGAAGCAAAAGCCAUCAAAAUUCGUGGUGAAGCAGAAGCCUUUGCCAUUGAUGCAAAGGCUAAAGCAGAAGCAGAACAAAUGGCAAUGAAAGCAGCUGCAUGGAAUGAAUACAAGAGUGCUGCUAUGAUAGACAUGAUGUUAGAUACUCUUCCAAAGGUUGCUGCCGAAGUUGCAGCACCUUUGUCACAAGCCAAAAAGAUAACGAUGGUUUCUAGUGGAAGUGGAACUAUUGGAGCAGAAAAGCUAACCGAAGAAGUGUUUAAUAUAGUGACGCGUGUACCGGAUUUGGUUAAAAAUUUAACAGGCGUGGAUAUUGCAAAGUCUGUUCAUGCGGCUUAAUCGAAUGAUACAAGAGUUUUUAAUACUUCCUGACCACAUUCAUACUCGUAUUAUUAAGUAUUAAACGAGUCUUUGAUAUACACGUUUAUUUUAAUAUGCUGUUGCAUAUUAGAGUCAAAUUAUAAGUUUUAACUUUAGUAACAUUUCGUUGGAUAAAACGUUCGGUACUUUCACUGCCAGUUAAUUGAAGAUAACAAAUCACUUUCUAUUAAUAUAAAUUGUGAAUGAAUAUUUUACAAGGAAAUAUAUUAAAAAUGGUAUACAUUUUUAAAAAUAGAUUAUAAAUUGUGAAUAUAUUCGCACAACAUCCGUAUCUCAUUACUUGAACGAUAUACAAUAGAGAGCAAUGAAUGCCUAAGUUAUACAGGCAGUGAAUGUGUGUUUUAUUUAAUGGAUAUUGGAAACUCAUAGUACAAUUUUUAUUUUUAUUUGACGAAAUAAGUUAAAGUUGUAUCAAAUUUCUAUGUUUAUUAUUUCUAAUUAGUCUUUUAUGCACUUAGGAGAAAAAAGAAACAAAUACAAAUAUAUCUUUUUGAAUCUCAUAUUGACCAAAGAUGGUCCAGUUUUGUCCAUACAUAUAUAACUUUGCCACUAUGUGCCAGAACAUUCCUCUAAAUAUGCCAUACAUACCUUUCAGUAGUAUUAAUGUAAUUAAUGGGUAUGAGCAUUUUAGAACUGGAAGUGCUAAUAUUUAACACUUGUUCAAUGUGGUUUGAUGUUAAGUAACUAUAUCUAGUCCCUGAAAUUUAAAUGCCUUUACCUAAUGUUUAGUUAUACUUCUUAUUUUCCUUUAAAGAUGCAUUAAUAUAUUUUGCGCCAAUUUUAGUUAGAAUUUACUGUGAUCUAAAACUCUUUGUAUCAAGAAGAAUGAUAGUCAUAUAUAGUUCUUGAAACGUGUUUGAGAGCUUUGAUGACAAAAUUUGUAUGACCAAUUUAACGCCUUAAAUUAAUGAAAAGAAGAUUCAAUUUUAUGUAAAGCGAUUAAACGUUAAAACCAAA